AUGAAGACGCAGAUGCGCCGACUAUGGGAAUCCCUGGCCGAAACACUCUCAGCACAUCCUCUCUUGGUCAAGACGGUAGCGCUCGCCGGAGGCUCCGGCCUGAUUAUCGCCGCCUAUCGAGACUACCAGGCCUUCCUCGCCCUAGGGCGUGGUGGCAUCCCUUACAACGCGUUCGGCUGGCUCAUCAAUGCACUCAUUCUUCGUCCCCUUGCCCUCUCCUACUCUGCACGGCUCUACACCGGCGACUACCCUGACUCUGGAGCGGGAAAGGUGCUCUUGGAGCUGCCACUGCGAGAAGGACGACGUCCUAUGGCUGACGGAAUUAUCCCGCAUCGUCAGAUGACUGACAAGGCUCCUGAAGCUAUGGCGGCACCGUCAAGGCAGAUGAUGCUAGGGUUUCUGGAAGAUCCGGCGUUCGAAGGCCGCCUGGAAGUGAAGAAGAGUCACUACGAGUUGCACAACGACGCCUUAUAUGUGAAGAACCUGGAAGACACCGCUUUGCCGGCGCUUGCGCCAGCAGCCAAAGGCGAGAUCAUGCAUGUUCAUCCAGACCGAUCAAUUCAUGUCUAUCUACACCCUGCUGAUGCUCGAGUCGUGAUCGCGAAAGGCUGGGGAGAGCGUCACCGCCUCAGCAGAACCUGGCCGUGGUGGAUGGGACGGCGGCAGCAAUUGUUGGGUGUAGGACAUACCUGGAUCAUGCUGUACGGGGCUCGAGACGAGUAUGAACUCGCGACUCUGCGCGAUAUCACGGCUGAAGGAGUCAAAUGGAUGCUAGGCGACAGAGCUGGUGGCAGCUAG
Molecule: messenger RNA, 798 nt
Organism: Cyphellophora attinorum
Lineage: Eukaryota; Fungi; Ascomycota; Eurotiomycetes; Chaetothyriales; Cyphellophoraceae
Exons: 1
Coding region: 1-798 (265 amino acids)
Source: RefSeq, a predicted model, not a curated record